AUGCAGACCAUGCCGCCCCGAUCAUCUUUAACUAGUUCGUUCUCUGUCACUGACGCCAAUAACGAAGUGGUUUGCCCUUUGAAAAACAAUGAUGGUUCCAAUUGUCGCAAGAGAUGUCUGGGAGAAAAGCGUUAUCGCUCCAUGCAGGAGCACAUUCGCCGUGCUCACCCCAACCAUUACAUUCCGAAGCUCCCGGCUACCGAGGAGAGCUUUAUCUUGAUGGUGACAACCCCACCCGACCAGCGUGCUCACCUGUCUCCCCCGAAACCCGCUACUUCUCGACGGCGCAAUGCAGCUGACUGGGAAGUAGAUCUGGCUGAUCGCGACAUUUAUGUUGCCGAUGCUGGCUCCCCCGCAACCCCGCGGGGUAUCGAUGAAGCCCAUCCGGCCGCUGCCACCGCAGCCGUCGCCUUGGCCCAAUUGCACCACAACCGCUUAGCAUCUGACUGGGAUACAGACAUGGAAACCCAAUCGGACAAUGACCGGGACCGGAUCCGCUCCGUCGAAUUGCCGUCACUGCGCGAGCAUUUCAAACAAGAGUCAUUGCCUCCAUUUCCCGCGGCUCGCCCUCGAGAGCUCCUGCCUUCCAUUUUGACACACUCGCCGCCCGGGCGCUCUUCGACGUUGCCUCCCAUCCAACGUAGGGACAAGCUGCCUCGAUCUCGCAAGUCGUCGAUCUCUGGGGCCCGCAAGCCGAAACACGAGCGCACUAAAUCGAAGGAAUACGGACGACGUCCGAGUCUAGGAGAUCGCAAGGCGCUUUCUGCCGAGCCACAAACUGCAGCUUGGGCGCAGGGUAAGCGUUGGGAGGACCUCAUAGAGGCUGCUACUUCCGCGACAGAAGCAGAUGACGAACACCAGUCUGAUGUCGGCCGGUCGCCUACGAUGCCGCCUCUCAUCUCCAACAUCACCUCGGCUCCUGCGGGUAACAACCGUUCUUCGCUACCACCCGCAUUCCAAACUCCCACUGGACUACCCCACCCGACAUCCUACCGGCCUUUCCCCCACCCCUUCGCGUCGCCUAUGCACAAGUCCAUGACCCCGCCGCCAUUUGAUCGCAACCGCGACAGUGACUUGGAGCCAUUCCCGUCCAUCGAGUCGUCCAUUGACUCGGCUUCGUCGACGUCGGGCAAGAAUCAUUCCUUCUCCAGUCACCUCGCGCCUUCGAUCAACUCGGAUUUCAGCCCAGUGUUGAAUAUGUUUCCCUCUGCGUCGCAACGGCAACACCAUCGGUUCUCAAAUCCCACCCCGGCCUCUUACCGUAGCAAAGAGAUUCAGAUCUACUGUGCCAGCUGUAAGCGGCCUUGGGCACUGAGUGAAUGCUAUGCCUGCACGGAAUGUAUCUGCGGAGUUUGCCGGGAGUGUGUCGGGAUGUUCAUCACCAGCCCCCCUGCAUCCUUCCGGAAUGUGACGUCCAGCCCAGGGAGCGCGAUGUCGCACGGGCCGACCAGCUAUCCUAACCACCCGCGCGGCUGUCCUCGAUGCCGCACGGUCGGAGGCAAAUGGAAAGCCUUCCAACUUGAUUUUAGGUGA
Aspergillus uvarum CBS 121591 is the source of this 1533-nucleotide messenger RNA. RefSeq names its product putative transcription factor RfeD (gene rfeD). The coding region runs from base 1 to 1533 and encodes 510 amino acids. NCBI's taxonomy places the organism in Eukaryota, Fungi, Ascomycota, Eurotiomycetes, Eurotiales, Aspergillaceae. The transcript is spliced from 5 exons. The record is from RefSeq and is a predicted model, not a curated record.